CUUGCAGCCUCCAGCCGGCUAGGACGUGGCCACCAGCCCAGGAGGGGCCCUGUGCCUUGCUCCCCUCCUGCGACACCCCCAGGAUUCCCCAGGCCUGGGUCAGUUACCUGGGAGACAGGCUGCUGGCCCGAGCAAAGUGGGGCCAGCAGGCUGCAGCAGAGAAAGUGCCCUCGCACCUCCAGCCCCGAACCCAGACUCCCCCGUCCCCACGCUGCUCUGCAGAAGCCUGGACCCGGCGCCCCUCCUCCCUCUUCUGUACCCUGCCACCUCCUGAGCCUCGCUACUGCCUGGUCCGAGCAGGGUCAUGGCCUUGAGGGCAGGUGGCCACAGCCCUGCUGCUGUGAAUGGACUGCAGGAGAAGGUGCUGACACUGGAUACUAUGAACCCGUGUAUUCAGAGAGUGGAAUAUGCAGUGCGCGGCCCCAUUGUGCUGCGCGCCCUGGAACUGGAGCAGGAGCUCCGACAGGGCGUAAAGAAGCCCUUCACUGAGGUCAUCCGCGCCAACAUCGGGGAUGCUCAGGCCAUGGGGCAGAAGCCCAUCACAUUCCUGCGCCAGGUCCUGGCGCUCUGCGUCCACCCAGACCUUCUCAACAGCCCCGAUUUCCCCGAGGAUGCCAAGAGAAGGGCGGAGCGCAUCUUGCAGGCCUGCGGGGGCCACAGCCUGGGGUCCUACAGCGUCAGUUCCGGCGUCCGGCUGAUCCGCGAGGAUGUGGCGCGGUACAUCGAGCGCCGCGACGGGGGCAUUCCCGCGGACCCCGACAACAUCUUUCUGUCCACCGGGGCGAGCGACGCCAUCGUGACCGUGCUGAGGUUGCUGGUGGCCGGCGAGGGUCGCGCGCGCACGGGCGUGCUCAUCCCCAUCCCUCAGUACCCGCUCUACUCCGCCACGCUGGCCGAGCUCGGCGCCGUGCAGGUGGACUACUACCUGGACGAGGAGCGCGCCUGGGCGCUCGAUGUGGCCGAGCUGCGGCGCGCGCUGCACCAGGCUCGCGACCACUGCCGCCCGCGCGCGCUCUGCGUUAUCAACCCCGGCAACCCCACCGGGCAGGUGCAGACCCGCGAGUGCAUCGAGGCCGUGAUUCGCUUCGCCUUCGAAGAGAGGCUCUUCCUGAUGGCUGAUGAGGUGUAUCAGGACAACGUGUACGCCGAGGGCUCGCAGUUCCACUCGUUCAAGAAGGUGCUCACGGAGAUGGGGCCGCCCUACGCGGCACAGCAGGAGCUUGCCUCCUUCCACUCGGUCUCCAAAGGCUACAUGGGCGAGUGCGGGUUUCGUGGCGGCUACGUGGAGGUGGUGAACAUGGACGCCGCGGUCCAGCAGCAGAUGCAGAAACUGAUGAGCGUGCGGCUGUGCCCGCCGGUGCCGGGCCAGGUCCUGCUCCACACGGUGGUCAGCCCACCUGCACCGUCUGACCCCUCCUAUGCGCAGUUCCAGGCGGAGAAGCAGGCGGUGCUGGCCAACCUGGCGGCCAAGGCCAAGCUCACGGAACAGGUCUUCAACGAGAGUCCUGGCAUCCGCUGCAACCCGGUGCAGGGAGCCAUGUACUCCUUCCCGCGCGUGCAGCUGCCCCCGCGUGCCGUGCAGCGUGCUCAGGAGCUGGGCAUGGCUCCUGACAUGUUCUUCUGCAUACGCCUUCUGGAGGAGACCGGCAUCUGCGUGGUGCCAGGAAGCGGCUUCGGGCAGCGGGAAGGCACCUACCAUUUCCGGAUGACCAUUCUGCCCCCCAUGGAAAAGCUGCGGCCCCUGCUGGAGAAGCUGAGCCAGUUUCACGCCAAGUUCACCCACGAGUACUCCUGAGGCUCCGUGCUGGAGGACUGACGGGGUCUGGGGCCCUGGGGCGUCCCUGGGGCCCUCUGGACUUGCUACUGCUGCCUGUGGGGCUGGGCCCCUUCCUCUCUGCAGGCCUUAAUAAAGCUGUGAGACAGCCUGAGUGCUCA
Messenger RNA from Manis pentadactyla (Chinese pangolin), 1935 nucleotides. It is a transcript of the gene GPT, whose product is annotated as glutamic--pyruvic transaminase. Gene Ontology annotation, biological process: biosynthetic process. The coding region runs from base 305 to 1795 and encodes 496 amino acids. Gene Ontology annotation, molecular function: L-alanine:2-oxoglutarate transaminase activity; pyridoxal phosphate binding. Lineage: Eukaryota; Metazoa; Chordata; Mammalia; Pholidota; Manidae. The transcript has 12 exons. The record is from RefSeq and is a predicted model, not a curated record.